UUGAGGUCAAAGAAAGCCAACGUAGGCUGCCUUUCACAAACCCGAAUCAAGCCUUCGAAAUCUUCUCUCCUGAUACUAAUUUGCUCCUGUAGCCAGACUCAAAGCUUUGCAACAAUGGCGACAUCAACAGUAUCGUCCUCUUCGUCAUAUUUUACAGGGAAAUCGGAUGAAGAAAUCGAGGAAAUGCUUGAUCGAAUGCUUACUCGAUUGGCCCUUUGCGAUGACCCCCAACUCGAAAACUUGCUCCUUAAGUUACUUCCUGUUACCAUUUCCUCGCUCUCACGUCCAUCUUCUGCCGUCAGAACCAAGGUAAUGGAAAUCCUAAGCCAUGUCAACAAGAGAGUGAAACACCAGCAACAAAUAGGUUUGCCUUUGGAAGAAUUAUGGGAAUUGUAUAUGGAAGCUAAUGCUGCUCCAAUGGUUAGAAACUUUUGCAUUGUGUACAUUGAGAUGGCAUUCGACCGUGUCAGCAAAGAGAAAAAGGAAAAUAUAGCACCCACUAUGAUAGCUAACAUCUCAAAGCUCCCUCCUCAACACCAAGAUAUAGUUUUCAGAAUAGUCAUAAAGGUGAUUGGUGAAUGUCACUCAAGUAAAAUUAGUGAUGAAAUUGCUGCAAAGUAUAAACUCAUAAGUGGAUCUCAAGACAAAGAGAUGUUUGUUGAGUUUUGCCUUUAUACACUUUUGUAUCAACCAUCAUCCAUUAGUGGGGGAUCCCCACCUGGGCUUUCAGUUUCUCAAAGCAACCGUGUGGCAGGGAAGACUCCACUGAAUCAUGACAUGCUUCUCAUUAGAAAGUUGGGUUUGUUGAAUGUUAUAGAUGUCAUGGAGCUUCCAGCUGAACUUGUAUAUCCUCUCUAUGUUGCUGCAUGUGUUGAUAGACAUGAGCCUGUUAUUAAAAGAGGCGAGGAACUUUUGAAGAAGAAAACUUCUGGUGUACAAUUAGAAAAUUCUAAGCUGAUAAAUAGGCUGUUUUUGCUAUUCAAUGGGAAUGUUGGAGCUGAACAUAUUGCUCAAGAUUUGAGGGUCAGUCCUGGGAAUCCUGCUUUAAGAGUGAGGUUAAUGUCGGUAUUUUGCCGGUCAAUUACAGCAGCAAAUAGUUUUCCUUCAACUUUACAGUGCAUAUUUGGCUGCAUAUAUGGAAAUGGUACCACAUCAAGGUUGAAGCAAUUAGGAAUGGAGUUUACUGUAUGGGUUUUUAAGCAUGCAGAAAUUGAGCAGCUGAAACUAAUGGGCCCUGUUAUACUUAGUGGUGUUCUUAAGUCCCUUGAUGGUUAUACAGGUUCAGAAUCAGAUACAAUUGCACGUGAGACCAAAACCUUUGCUUUCCAAGCAAUUGGAUUGCUUGCAAAGCGCUUGCCUCAACUUUUCAGAGAUAAAAUUGACAUGGCUGUUCGGCUUUUUAAUGCUUUGAAAUUAGAGUCUCCAUUAAUUCGUCUGAUUGUCCAAGAAGCAACCAACUCUCUUGCUGUUGCAUAUAAAGAUGCACCAAAAACAGUCUUAAUUGAUUUAGAGUCACUUCUCCUGGAAAAUUCUCAAGUGGAACAAGGUGAAGUACGAUUUUGUGCUUUAAGAUGGGCUACAACCUUAUUUGACUCACAACACUGCCCAAGUCGAUUUAUCUGUAUGCUUGGUGCUGCAGACACUAAACUGGAUAUAAGGGAGAUGGCAUUGGAGGGUCUCUACCUUGGGAAAGAUCAAAGUAGAUCCACUAGUGAAACCCUAAAUCACAAAUACCCUAAACUGUCAGACAUGCUAGAUUACAUUGUUAAACAACAGCCUCAAUUGCUAGAAUCAAGUGAAAUUAGGGAAGAACGGCUUCUUUUUCCAUCUCAGACAUAUAUUGCUGCAAUUAGGUUUUUGUUACAGUGUUUUGAGGCUGAUGUAGAUCAAAAGAUUGCAACAGAAACAAGUGUAGGGAACAUGUGUUUAUUGUUGGAGCAUGCAAUGGCAUAUGAAGGUUCUGUUGAGUUGCAUGCAACUGCCUCCAAGGCUUUGAUUGAAGUUGCAUCUCACUUUCCAGAGGUGUUGGCUUCUCGUUAUGCUGUUAAAGUACCAUGGUUAAAGCUGUUACUAGCCCAUGUGGACUUAGAUACACGAGAAUGUGCAGCUCGUUUACUUGGAAUUGCUUCUUGUGCUCUUCCUAUGGCUGCUGCUUCUGAUCUUAUUCAUGAACUGAUUUCAUCUAUCAAAGGAUCAGUAAAGUCAAGGUUUGAAAUUCAGCAUGGAAUUUUAUGUGCUCUUGGAUAUGUCUCUGCAAACUGUUUGUUAAGAACUCCUACUAUCACAGAUUCAUUGCUUCAAAACACACUGAAAUGUCUAGUUGAUGUAGUCAAUUCUGAAAGUUCUACAUUAGCUUCAGUUGCAAUGCAAGGGCUAGGUCAUAUUGGUCUAUCUGCCCCCCUACCAAAACUUGUUCAUGACACUCACACAGAUGAUGUCUUGACAUUUUUACGUGAAAAGUUAAGCAAGAUUCUUUCUGGUGAUGAUACAAAAUCAAUUCAAAGAAUUGUUCUAUCUUUGGGGCACAUGUGUGUCAAGGAAUCAUCUUCUUCCAUCAUCAAUGAGGCACUUGACUUAAUCUUUAGUCUUGCUCGAUCUAAGGUUGAGGAUAUUCUGUUUGCUGCUGGUGAAGCUCUUUCAUUCUUAUGGGGUGGAGUUCCAGUGACUACAGAUAUGAUCCUGAAAACCAACUACAGUUCACUCUCCAUGACUUCAAAUUAUUUAAUGGCAGAUAUACCCUCAGCUAUCAUCCCAACAUCUAUUGGGCUUGAAGGAAAUGAAGAGUGCCAUGUUUUUGCUAGAGAUACGAUUACUAAAAAACUGUUUGAUAGUCUAUUAUACAGCACCAAAAAAGAAGAAAGAUGUAGUGGAACUGUUUGGUUAGUAUCACUCACAAUGUACUGUGGUCAACAUCCAUCAAUUCAACAAUUACUUCCAGAUAUUCAGGAAGCAUUUUCACAUCUAAUUGGUGAGCAAAAUGAACUCACACAAGAGCUUGCAUCUCAAGGUUUAAGUAUUGUAUAUGAACUUGGUGAUGAAUCAAUGAAGAAGAAUUUGGUAAGUGCAUUAGUUGGCACGCUGACUGGGACAGGAAAGAGGAAAAGAGCAGUGAAGCUUGUUGAAGAUACUGAAGUAUUCCAAGAGGGGUCGAUUGGGGGAACUUUGAGUGGAGGGAAACUUAGUACUUACAAGGAGCUUUGCAAUUUGGCAAAUGAAAUGGGACAACCAGAUUUGAUUUAUAAAUUCAUGGAUUUAGCCAAUCAUCAAGCUUCUUUGAAUUCCAAAAGAGGUGCUGCUUUUGGAUUCUCAAAGAUUGCCAAGCUGGCAGGUGAUGCAUUACAACCAUAUCUUCGCCAGUUGGUUCCAAGGCUUGUAAGAUACCAGUAUGACCCUGAUAAAAAUGUUCAGGAUGCAAUGGCACAUAUUUGGAAAUCACUUGUUGCAGACUCGAAAAAAACUAUCGAUGAAUAUUUGGAUCUGAUUAUUGAAGAUAUGUUGGUACAAUGUGGGUCCAGGCUUUGGCGUUCCCGUGAGGCUUCCUGUCUUGCUCUUGCAGAUUUAAUCCAAGGGCGUAAAUUUAAUCAGGUUGGGAAGCAUCUAAAGAACAUAUGGACAGCUGCAUUUCGUGCCAUGGAUGACAUAAAAGAGACUGUUAGAAAAUCAGGGGAAAGACUAUGUCGUGCUGUUACUUCAUUAACAUUAAGGCUUUGUGACAUAUCUCUCACUGAAAUUUCUGAUGCAAAAAACACAAUGGAUAUUGUUUUACCUUUGUUGCUCACUGAUGGAAUUAUGAGUAAAGUUGAUGACAUUCGCAAGUCAUCAAUUACCAUAGUCACAAAGCUUGCAAAGGGUGCAGGCAUUGCAAUCCGCCCACAUUUAUCUGAAUUAGUUUGUUGCAUGCUUGAAAGUUUAUCAAGUCUUGAGGACCAAGGACUGAAUUAUGUUGAGAUGCAUGCAGCAAAUGCUGGGAUACAAACAGAAAAGCUUGAAAACUUACGAAUUUCAAUAGCCAAAAGCUCUCCACUUUGGGAAACCCUAGACUUAUGCAUAGAUGUUGUUGAUGACCAAUCACUAGAACAGUUGGUCCCACGUCUUUCCCAAUUAGCUCGAUCUGGUGUUGGCCUAAAUACUAGGGUUGGUGUGGCAAGCUUUAUUAGCCUUUUAGUUCAAAAAGUUGGUGGAAGUAUUAAACCAUUCACAAGCACACUUCUUAGACUCCUGUUUCAAGUAGUGAAAGAGGAAAAAAGUGGUGCAUCCAAACGCGCCUUUGCAAAUUCUUGUGCAUUUGUUAUAAAAUAUGCAGCCCCUUCACAAGUCCACAAGCUCAUUGAAGAAACUGCUGCUUUAUAUAAUGGUGAUCGGAAUUCACAGAUUGCAUGCGCCCUUUUAUUAAAAAGCUACGCAUCGACAGCUGGCGAUAUCUUAAGUGGAUAUUAUGCAACAGUUGUGCCAGUUAUUUUUCUCUCAAGGUUUGAGGAUGAUAAAAACGUGUCUAGUCUGUAUGAGGAAUUAUGGGAAGAGAACAUGACAAGUGAACGUCUCACACUUCAGUUAUAUGUAAGUGAGAUUGUUACUCUAAUAACUCAAGGCAUUGCUUCAUCAUCGUGGGCUAGUAAAAGGAAGGCAGCGAAAGCAAUUGUAAAGCUUUGUGAAGUGUUGGAUGAAUCUUUAUUUUCAUAUCAUCAAGUGUUGCUUACAUCUCUUAUGAAUGAGAUUCCUGGACGUAUAUGGGAGGGAAAGGAGGAUCUACUGGAAGCCUUGUCUUCUCUUUGUACAUCUUGUCAUACAGCAAUUUCUGCUGCUGAUCCAUCUUGUGAAAGUGCCAUCUUGAAUGUGGUAACCUCAGCAUGCAGUAAAAAAUCCAAGAAAUUUCGUGAUGCAGGCUUUCGAUGUCUAGAGAAGGUUCUAAAAGCCUUCAAAAAUCCAGACUUUUUUGGUGUGGUGUUCCCAUUAAUGUUUGAAAUGUGCAAUUCAGCAUUCAACUCUCAAUCCAAACAAGUGUCUUCACCAAAUGACACUGAAAAAGCAGAGGCACAUGAGAAAGAGGAAUCUUCUGUUCCCCAUGAAAAGAUUAUUGAUUGUGUUACAUCUUGUGUUCUUCUUGCUCGAUUAAGUGACAUUCUUAAAUGGCAAAAGGAUUUGGUACAUGUGUAUCUAAACUCCCUAGCACCUGCUAUUCCUUGGAUAGUUAAAGUUUCGGUGUUCACAUCAAUUAAAGAAUUAUGUUGGAGGAUAAAUGAAGGUUUAAAGGAUUCUGAUAAAUCUAGCCAACAGCUUGAUAGAUCAGCAUUAGCUAUAGAGUUGUUUUAUUCUUUAUCACCCAAGGUGAUUGAUUGUAUAUCCAUAGUAAAGAUUGCACAGGUUCACAUAGCAGCUUCUGAGUGCCUUCAUGAACUAACCAAGCUAUACAGAGACCUUCCGGAAGCAUGUAUAGCAGAGAUACCUUUUAAAACCGAGCUUCUCCAUCAAUGGGAGAUUGAAAAAAACGAACAGGCAAAGUCAUAUAUGAAGAACUGCAUCGACAUUAUUGACACUAUUCAACACAAAAUUCUCUAGAACAAUUUUUAUCUUCCUGGAUUUUGUACAUUCAUAAAACUUUUUCUUUUUUCAUUGUGUGUUUUUUAAUCUCACAAUCUUAAAACCCUAGACUUGGUUAUAUACCACAAUUGAUCUCAAGAGUCCAACACUAGUAUCAAUUCUUGCCCUACGUUUGGGAUUUUUGUUUAUCAAGUGAUAAUGUCGACAAUAUGAUUCUAGGCGUGUAUGUAUAUGUAUUAUCAUGUGACGAUAUGAUUUUAGGCGUGUA
Molecule: messenger RNA, 5806 nt
Organism: Lactuca sativa (garden lettuce)
Lineage: Eukaryota; Viridiplantae; Streptophyta; Magnoliopsida; Asterales; Asteraceae
Product: ARM repeat superfamily protein
Biological process (GO): proteasome assembly; ERAD pathway
Cellular component (GO): nucleus; cytoplasm
Molecular function (GO): molecular adaptor activity
Source: RefSeq, a predicted model, not a curated record